UGCUGUGGUGGUGGUGGGGGGUGGGUGUGAGCACCGGGAAAGGACGGGCGUCGAAGCUUCUGUUCUCCCCCCGAGUCGAUGGUUGUGAAACGGUCCCGUUCCCGGAAGAUUAAUGUAGUACAGGACCUGCCAGUGGUGUUGACUUGGGGCAGACUGUGCUGGUGCUUGAAACGGAAUUGGCCCACGCCAUGCCCGGUGGACGGCGGGGCCCAAGUCGGCAGCAGUUGAGCCGUUCAGCAUUACCUUCCAUACAGACCAUUGUGGGUGGGAGCUGUGGGAAUGGGACCGGGCUGAGAAACAGGAAUGGUAGUGCCAUUGGUCUGUCUGCCCCUCCCAUCACUGCCCUGAUUACCCCGGAACCUGUCCGCCACUGCCGCAUUCCUGACCUUCCUGUGGACGGAUGUCUUGUGUUUGAGCUCCUGUUUUUUGUUUACCUGCUGAUGGCUCUGUUUGUUCAAUACAUUAACAUCUACAAAACAGUGUGGUGGUUUCCAUACAGUCACCCUGCUGCUACUACCUCACUGAACUUCCAUCUGAUUGAUUAUCACUUAGCAGCAUUUAUUACUAUAAUGCUGGCCCGAAGACUGGUGUGGACCCUCAUUUCAGAGGCCUCUCAAACUAGUUCAACAAAUGUAGUCCGCUACACUAUGUUGAUAGUGGCUCGCCUGGUACUCCUCACAUUGUGUGGUUGGGUUCUGUGCUGGACGUUGGUCAAUCUCUUUAGAAAUCAUUCUGUAUUAAAUCUCCUAUUCCUCGGGUACCCAUUUGGAGUUUAUGUGCCGCUGUGUUGUUUCCAUCAGGAAAACCGGACUCAACCUUUGCCAGCGGAAUGUGGCUUCCUCUUAAAUGAGCAGCUGGAAGCUGCCGUGGUCAGGCCAAAGGACUUCUUCACACUCCUCAGAGAAUCAUUCAAAGAACAGUUCAAUAAUCCCACUUCCAUUCCUUCUCACACCUGCCCGCUCUCGCCAGACCUAAUUCGAAAUGAAGUUGAAUGUCUGAAAGCAGAUUUUAAUAAAAGGAUAAAAGAAGUUCUAUUCAAUUCACUGUUUAGUGCCUACUAUGUAGCAUUUUUGCCGCUUUGUUUUGUUAAGAGCACGCAGUACUAUGACAUGCGGUGGUCUUGUGAGCAUCUCAUUAUGGUGUGGAUAAAUGCCUUUGUGAUGUUGAUGAGCCAACUGCUGCCACCCAGGUACUGUGACCUCCUCCAUAAAUCAGCUGCUCAUCUGGGCAAGUGGCAAAAGAUGGAACAUGGUUCAUACAGUAACACACCACAACACAUAUGGUCCGAAACAACAAUUUGGCCACAGGGUGUGUUGGUACGACACAAUCGAUGCCUUUACAAAGCUGUAGGGCCUUACAAUGUAGCAGUGCCUUCUGAUGUUUCACAUGCCAGAUUUUAUUUUUUAUUUCACAAGCCAUUACGGAUCUUGAAUCUCCUCAUCCUUAUAGAAGGCAGCGUGGUGCUGUAUCAGCUUUACUCUCUGCUCCGAUCAGAAAAAUGGAACCACAUACUUUCCUUGGCUUUGAUACUGUUUUGUAAUUACUAUGUCUUAUUUAAACUUCUAAGGGACCGGAUAGUUCUGGGAAAAGCAUAUGCUUAUCCUCUGGGCACCAUUGGACUAAAGUCUCAUUAGCUAGUCUUAAAAGGGGGGGAGGGGGGAAAAAAGGAUUUAAAAAAUUAUUUUGAUACGGUUUCUAUUUUUCAUGCAGUGUUUAAAUAUUUAAAAUAUUUUAUAUUUUGUAUACUUAAAUUUUGAAGAGCUACUGUUUGCAAAAGCAAGUUGUAUUUUUCGUCUACUUAGCUACUUCGCGAGCUGAGAAUGUGCGCUUUGCUCCAUACGCCAAGUGCCAUUUAUAAUCGCAAUAAUCAACACGUGUAGUAUUGAUCGAAGAAAUAAAGGAUGACGAUAUGAAAAGUUUAUUUUUCUUUGCUUUAUGUUGUCACCUUGAAUGAAGGGGUCGUUUUUAGGCUGUUGGUUUAAACAUUUACAUGAAUGGAACUACUUCAUGUUCAUAGUAAAUGGUCACAUUUACUGCUAAAUGUUUAAAUGUGUAAACUUGUUUUAAUAAAUGGGGGUUUACAAGAUGGUGUCUGUGAAAAAAGCCCAUUCUGAAUAAAUUUUUUGUUGUAUUGUUUACAUGACCCCACUUCCCCCAUAAAAUAAAUAAAAAUGAACAUCCCUGAUUUGCCUUUUUAAGUGUUUAGUCAUGACAUUUAUUUUGUUUGUAUGUAUUUGUAAAGGUGAAAAAGGAACUAGUAUUAAAUUAUCUAUCA
Callorhinchus milii (elephant shark) is the source of this 2275-nucleotide messenger RNA. RefSeq names its product transmembrane protein 39A (gene tmem39a). Gene Ontology annotation, biological process: negative regulation of autophagosome assembly; negative regulation of autophagosome maturation. The record is from RefSeq and is a predicted model, not a curated record. Bases 189 to 1634 code for a protein of 481 amino acids. Lineage: Eukaryota; Metazoa; Chordata; Chondrichthyes; Chimaeriformes; Callorhinchidae. The transcript has 9 exons. Gene Ontology annotation, cellular component: endoplasmic reticulum membrane.